This is a messenger RNA of Epinephelus lanceolatus (giant grouper), 6590 nucleotides long. RefSeq names its product magnesium transporter NIPA2. Gene Ontology annotation, molecular function: magnesium ion transmembrane transporter activity. Gene Ontology annotation, cellular component: membrane. Gene Ontology annotation, biological process: magnesium ion transport. The record is from RefSeq and is a predicted model, not a curated record. NCBI's taxonomy places the organism in Eukaryota, Metazoa, Chordata, Actinopteri, Perciformes, Serranidae.
UAGGUGAAACAACACUCACCUGUCCGCACCGAGAGGAAACAGGCUCGUGCUCAGAACCGGACACAUGCACCGGGAGAACGUGCCGCUCGGUCUGUAACGUGACACGUUUUGGCGGGUUUGUUUUUCCGGUGUUCGUGCGGAUUGUUUCCACGAAGAAGAAACACGAUGCGAGAUGUUCACCUGAACAAUGAGACGUGCACGAACGGGUCGGUGGUCCGGGUAUGGUGCGGCUCUCAGUCUGUGGUGUGUUCACUCAGCAGAGAUCAAACGCUGUUCUACACAACGGACAACAACAGCACACACACCACAGAUGUGCAAUCAGACGUUACCUACAACCCGUGGCUUGGCCUGACGCUGGCCCUGCUGUCGGCCUUCCUGAUUGGUGGGAGCGUCAUUCUGAAGAAGAAAGCUCUCCUCCGAUUGGCCAGCAACGGACACACCAGAGCAGGUGAUGGAGGUCACGGCUACCUGAAGGACUGGCUGUGGUGGGGCGGCCUGUUGACCAUGGGAGCUGGAGAGGUCUGUAACUUUGCCGCCUACAUGUUCGCUCCGGCCACGUUGGUGACGCCACUCGGCGCUCUGAGCGUCCUCAUCAGUGCGGUUCUCUCCUCCUACCUGUUGGGGGAGGUGUUGAACGUCGUCGGGAAGCUUGGCUGUGUGCUGUGUGUGCUGGGGAGCAUCUUGUUGGUCAUACACGCGCCACAGGAACAGGAAGUGACAUCACUGCAGGACAUGACCAAUAAGCUGCUGGAGCCCGGUUUCCUUGUGUACGUGUCGGCCGUGUUUUUGCUGUGUGCGGUGCUCGUCUUCUAUUUCUCUCCUCGGGUUGGGAGCUCCAACAUCCUGGUCUACAUCAGCAUCUGCUCGCUGCUGGGAGCCUUCACCGUCUCCUCCGUGAAGGGCCUCGCCAUCGCUAUCAACACCGUGUUAUAUGAUAUUUCAGUGCUCGCCAGUCCUCUCACCUGGAUCCUGCUCGUCACACUCAUCGUCUCCAUAGUAACACAGGUGAACUACCUGAACAAGUCUCUGGACACCUUCAACACCCUGCUGGUCUACCCCAUCUACUACGUCCUCUUCACCACUGUGGUUCUGUCCACCUCCAUCAUCCUCUUCCAGGAGUGGAGGAGCAUGGCGGCCGUGGAUGUGGUCACCACGCUGGGGGCGUUCCUGGUCAUCGUGGUGGGCGUGUCCAUGCUCCACCUGUUCAGAGAGCUGCAGUUGACGAUGAAGCAGCUGACCAGUCAGCUGUCUCAGCCGGUGGAGAGGGAGGGGCUUGCAGACGAGGUUUCAGCCAAUGGACGACCAGCAGCAGCAGGAGGAGGAGGAGGAGGAGGAGGAGGAAGCAGGAGUAAAAAGGAGGAUAAAUAUGGACUGAUGGACAACAUGGUGAUAGAGAGUCUUCCUCCUAUGAGAGAGGAAGGGCCGAGAGUCUUCAUCAUCAGCUGAGAGGGACAGAGGUUUGUGUUUCCUGUCUGGGCGGGGCUGUCGUCCUCGCGCUGAUACUGUAAAUCUGUGUGCACUUUAUUUUAACGGCCUCUAGUCUGACGACGUUUCAGUUCACCACCGACGUCUGUCAGCGUUCAAAACAAAAUUUACUGUAAAGGUUCUGAAACCAGAGAAACUGAGUCACUGCACACGUCCAAAUACUGGAUAUAAACUGUCCAAGAGUUAUUUAAGACUGACUGAAAUCAAACUGUUUAAACCAACUGUGGAGGACAUGUGAGACACUUUAUUACGUCGAUGUAUCUCUGAACAGGCUCACCGGGUUCAGGAUUCAAAGAGACAUCAAACAGCUACAGAGAGAAUUAAUGUGACCACAAAUACACAGAAAAGGAUCAAAAAGAGACACAAAGAGAUGCAAAACAAUAAUCAACAGAAUUAAUACAACUUCAGAGACACAAAAAGAAAUGACAAAGAUGGCUACAAAGAUGUAUAGGACGACUACAAAGACACAUAACAUCUGCAAAGAGACAAAACGACUACAAAGAUACAUUAAAUGACGUCAAAGACACAAAACAACUAUAAUGAGACACCAAGCAGCUACAAAGAGGCACAACCUCAAAGGCACAAAACAACUGCAAAAAUACAAAACGACUACAAAGAUGCGUAAAACAACUUCAAAGAGACAAUAAAGGACUACAGAGAUGUAUAGGAUGACUACAAAUACACAGAUCAACGAUAAAGAGAACUGAGACGAUGACAGAGACACAAAACAACUUCAGAAAGAUUCAACAAUAGAAAAUAAAGAGGUGAAAUGUUUUGCGUAGAUGAAAGUGUAUUAAAAUAAUGAUGUAUUGAAUUGUUACGUUGCCAUAGUAACGAUAGACACUUGAAAUGACCAGUGUAAACUGGACGUCUGUUGCUCCUGUUGAAGGAGGCGACAGGUGUGUUCAGUAACACCAGGAAACAUAUAUGAAACCUUUAGUUUCCCUCAGUGACCUCAUCAGCCUUCAGCCAUCAAUCAUCAACCAGCUGCUUUAUUUAAGUCUCGUCUUCAUGUCUGAUUGAAAUGAAUCAGCUGUUCAGAGUUUCUUCCUGUCGACAAAUCCCUCAGAAAAAAUAAAAGUCUCUCAGUACUCUGAGUUUCCUCCUGUCUGUGGCGAAUUUUAUAAAACCCAACACUGCAGCUGAUGAUCACCUGACGAUCACCUGACGAUCACCUGACGAUGUGAACAGUAGCUGCUGUGUGAGGACUCCACCUGACACCUGCUCUGACCUGAGAUCAGUUUAAAUAAAUAACAAGCUGCAGUGUAUUGAGGUCACACACACAGGUGUAACCAGAGAGCGCAGACCUCGGCUCUGUGUGUACGUUUCACUCUGCUGUACAGUAACUACACCUCAAAUCUACGUCUCAGGUAGAAUCAAACAACACAGGUGGUUUACCUCUGAAGCUCCAGAGCUGUGUGCAGAAACGUUAACGUGCAGCACUGCUGUUUGUUUGACAUCAUUCUCAUGUACAUAUUGUGUUUAUUUUCAAUCAGGGACAAAAAAAUCUGUCUUUGCAUUUUAUUUUGAUCAGUCUGUUUUUACAAAAGUGCUCCUGACGUCUGUAAAGAGGCUUUGACUCGACAUGAGAGACAUGGAGCCCUUCGGAGACACACACCCAUCAGCCAGAACAUUCACACCACAGGUGAAGUGAAGAACUGUGGUUAUUCUGUUGCACCUUUGGUUCAUUCAUGUGGAUACCACCUGACAUGUUCACCCACUCAAACACCGGUCAGUGAUCGGUGUGUAUCGUUCAUCGCCGGCCAGCCUGAAAAUACAGAGAUAUGAGCCCUGAUUCUCAGAGUGAAGGCAGCCUGAUGAAGGUGUCGGCCGAUAACAAUCAGUUUUAGUUCGUUUUGAGAUUAACGUCUCGUCUAUUUAAGUCGGGGGUCGUCAGCCUUCGCUAUCCAAAGAGCCAUUUUUGGCCAAAAAGGAUUAAAAAAAUCUGCCUGGAGCAGCAAAACAUAUUUGAUCAUAUCAUAAUAAAACUUACAGCCAGUUCAUCAACAUCACCAACUGAUCUGAACGAGCGUUCACCAACAUGUUUCAGUUCAGGCAGCUCCUCUGCACUCAGAUAGUUAUCAUUAUUUGGUGCUUGAACUCUGCAGCGUUGCCGAUGGAAGCAAACCAGCCUGUCGGUGCACCGUUAAAGUCUCUUUUUUCCUCUGAGAUUUUUUCCCUUUUUGGAUUUAGAGUCCACAGCGAGGAAGACUCAAGACAACUGUCGCCAUCACCCGUGCUGUUGUGGAGGAAGAGGCUCCAGGCCAGACGUACGACACGUUUUAGUGGAUGAAAUGUUUUUUUAAAUCGCUACACAGGCUGCACAUUUAUACAGCUGAAGAAUGUGAGAUUCACUUUAAGCCUACAGAAUAAAUGAAAAUUGAAAAUGUAUUUAUAAUUUAAUUUCCAUGUAGGUUUCUGUUGAAGCCACAGGGAGCAGCUGGAGAGCAGCACGUGGCUCCAGAGCUGCAGGAUGCCGACCCCUGAUAUGAUAAACCCCUGGUUUAAGUCACCACAACACAUAAUGAAAUAUUAAUAAUCAGAAGAAAACACUGAACUUAUUGUUGACUCUGAUCUGUUCUGUGGAUUUGUUGACAAUUAGAAAAAUACAGAAUAUCAGCAGAUUUAUUCUUUGUUCCUCCCAUCGCACUUUAUUCACUUUAACGAUCAUUUCAAAACCUUUAUGGACCUAAAACACAUUUCAUGACUUUAAAUGAAUGAUUAUAAAGAUACAAAUCUGAUAUCAGACGUCACUGUAAUAAUGUGAAACAUUUAUCCAGUUUUAUUUUUGUUAGUUUGUAUUUUGUGUUGAGCAGUGACUGAGGUCGUUUUCUCAUCAGCACCACUAACGAAAUAUUUCAAAUAUUAGUCGUUAGUUUGUCGUCGUCAGACCAGAGGCCCCGAGGUCAAACAGAUCAGGUUGUUUUAAAUGAAGGAAAAAGAAAAUCAAAUCAGGGAAUCGACCUGGUUUGUAGACGAUGAGAGACUCUGUGGUUUCAGGAGACGACAGAGUUCAGAGUGAGACGUCUCUCUGCUUCUUCUUCGUCUUCUUCUUCUUCCUGUUACUGACUCGUCUUCUGGUGUUUCAGAUUGUGUCUGAACGUCCUCUCUGCCGACAGCUGGAGUUUAUGAAGCAGCCGACACACAGACUCUGAAAUAUUCUGACCAUCGUUGAGUGUUUUUAUAACCUCAGUCUGUCUCACAGCUCAGGCAGUAGAGCCACACUGAGCUGCAGAACAGUCCAGUCAGUAUGAGAGUGCAGUGGAACAACACAGGCAUAAUGAAUACAUACAGAGUGUAUAUAUGAACACACUCGAUGAUGGUCAGUGUAUUGAUGUGUAACGUGUGUGUGUGCGCAGCUGAAGACUCGUCUGCUGAUGACGCUCAGAGGAACAAACCAAUCAGACUCAUUAUUGACUCACAGAGUUUUGAUGCUGCAAACUUAAAGGAACGUUGUGCUGCUCUGCUCUGUUCAUGGCUGACACACAACACUUUGCAUUAAUGCCGUCAGUUAGAGGUUAUGAUGUCACAGCAGGUGAAACUUCACUCAGGUGAACACACUUCCUCUCUGAGCGUCAGGUGUUCAGAUUGAUUCUCUGUAUGCUAAAUAUGUAGCCACAGCUGCUUAGCUUAGCUUAGCUUAGCAUAAAGACUGGAAACAGGGGGAAACAGCUAGCCUGGCUCUGACUACAGAUUAGAUCCACUGAUCAGUUCCUGUACAGCUCACUGAGAAACAUGCUGAUCCUGGUUUAAUCUGAGUAAAACCUGCAGACUGCCGUCGGGUUCGAGCCGCGGGUUACACAACAAACUGUUUUUACUCUUUAGUUUCUGAGCAGGAUCAACAAACAAGUCAGGUACGGAUAUACCGACUUAAUUUGAAUUUUGUUUUUUGCAGGAUGUAGAAAAUCUCAACAUCGAGACAGUCGAAUCAUUACGAUGCCACAAAAUGGAGCAGAUGCGUUAACCGUCUUCUGUCGGGUUCAGACCACAUGAUAUCAGCCUGGUUACAGCCCAACGCGGCGUCGUACUGUGCCGGCUCAGAUCGUGAACGAGUGUUGUACUGAUAACCCAUGCUUUCAUCUGGUGUAGUGUGUCAUAGUAGACAACAACUGACGCCACGUCUGGGACGCCUCACGACGUCCCGCAGAAAGUCUAACAUGUUUGAUUUUCUUCUCCCGUCACAGCCGUCACUUUGACCAAUAGGAACACAGAACGAUCUGUUGCCAUGGAAACUGUAGGACAACAACAGCCCAGCCUUGUAGAUAUUUCCUGUAGGGACGUUAGCACACAGAGUAAAAAGGAAACAGCAGAAACGACAUUAAAGAGGACUGUGUGAACAGGCCGAGGGUCCAGGUGCCACGUCUGAAGGGUUAGUGUCGGUCAGACGUGCUGGACUCAAAGGGUUUAACUGUUCUGUCAUGUAGCGGAGUUGCUAACGUUAGCUCGCAGCCAGCCUGCUGAUGUCCCGCUGAUGGCCUGAAACAGAUUAAACUUGCGGUCUGAUCUCUGUUUAGUUGGAGCCGUCUGUUUGAAUAAUUCGUAUGAAGAAGAGUUAAAAAACAAAUAUGAUGCUCAAUCGCGUUUUAAUCUUCGUACAUCUUGUAGCAAAACAAGCUUGAAAAAAGUUGAUUUAAUAUUUUAACUAUUCAGAAAAAAAAGCUGUUUCCAGUCUUUAUGCUAAGCUAAGCUAAGCUAAGCUAAGCUAACUGACUGUAGCUUCAUAUUUACUGUACAGACAUGAGUGUCAAACUCUCUGAACUGUUCCUUUAACUUCACAUCAUCAGAACAAACUUUGACAACAGAAAACAGACGUAUUUUUAUUUUUUAUCUGCAGCAGAUUUUUAGUUUCUGCAAGUUUGUAUUUUAAAAUUAUUUUUAACCAAAUUUGGCUUUUGAGGAAGCAAAAAACAGGUUUAUGUUUUAGAAACUGAGCGUUUAUACAAAGCUGUGUGAUUUAAAGUUCAACUGCUGGAACAAAAACAAAAACUCUGGUUUAGUUUUAUUUCUUUUUUCUGAAGUCUGAAACUCAAACGUUAUAUUUCCUGUUCGUGUUUUUAUAUUUUUAAUGCACACAGAUCGUUUCAAUAAAGAACAACAUGAUGAAU